Messenger RNA from Coregonus sp. 'balchen', 8562 nucleotides. The record is from the annotation of a GenBank genome assembly. NCBI's taxonomy places the organism in Eukaryota, Metazoa, Chordata, Actinopteri, Salmoniformes, Salmonidae.
AUGGCGACACUGUACUCCAGCAACCAGUUUGAGAUAAAGAAGGGCAGUUACUCAAGACCUCCACUCCUCGGGGUGGCGCAUGUCUGCACUCAUUUGAUAGGUACUACAUAGUUUGACAAGUAGGCUAGUAGUAAAAGCAGGUCAGAGCCAAGGGCAAAGCAACAAUGUUAGUAAACCGCACACUGAAAUUGGAGGCAGUGAACAACAUGUUACCACAAUACUGUGUUAGCUCGCCAAGCCAAAGCAUUCACUCGCAGAGCUAUUGCAAGUCUUCAGAUAUCAGGCAAGGACAUACUGUAUCACAUCAUUCAAGCAUGGUUCACCGAACCACCUGCAACUUCACACCCCUUGACCCCCUCUUCUUCGCAUAGAACAAUCCAAGUCACGGUACCAACCAGCGGGGAAUCGAACCUGGAUCUCCUGCGCCACAAGACCAAACCAAACACCACCAUUACAUAUAGUAGUUUAUACAAUUAAAUCGUGAAAUGAAUUAAGUGUAUGCCUAUGUAGGCCUACAUUCAACUGUUAGAAGUGUUCAGUCUGUCCAUUGGUCAGGACAAUGAAGGACUAUCUGACGAGACAGUUCACAGACUGUAGUAGUCUGGAAUAUGGUUGCAUUGCACAAUGUUCUUGUUACACUGACCUUGAUAUAUGUAAAAAGUUUAAUCCAGUGCUGUUGCGCAAUACAAUUUCCCCCAAAACAAAGUGCUCUCUGUCUGUACCAUAAAGGGAACAGGAGUACUUUUUAGAUAAUCAAUAGGCCUAUUGAUAGAAAAUCUUGACUUGAAAAAAGUAUUUGAUCCCCUGCUGAUUUUGUACGUUUGCCCAAUGACAAAGAAAUGAUCAGUCUAUAAUUUUAAUGGUAGGUUUAUUUGAACAGUGAGAGACAGAAUAACAAAAAAAAAAUCCAGAAAAACGCAUGUCAAAAAUGUUAUAUAUUGAUUUGCAUUUUGAUGAGGGAAAUAAGUAUGGCUCCCAGGUGUCUUUUAUACAGGUAACGAGCUGAGAUUAGGAGCACACUCUUAAAGGGAGUGCUCCUAAUCUCAGUUUGUUACCUGUAUAAAAGACACCUGUCCACAGAAGCAAUCAAUCAAUCAGAUUCCAAACUCUCCACCAUGGCCAAGACCAAAGAGCUCUCCAAGGAUGUCAGCGACAAGAUUGUAGACCUACACAAGGCUGGAAUGGGCUACAAGACCAUCGCCAAGCAGCUUGGUGCGAGUUGGUGCGAUUAUUCGCAAAUGGAAGAAACUGUCAAUCUCCCUCGGCCUGGGGCUCCAUGCAAGAUCUCACCUCGUGGAGUUGCAAUGAUCAUGAGAACGGUGAGGAAUCAGCCCAGAACUACACGGGAGGAUCUUGUCAAUGAUCUCAAGGCAGCUGGGACCAUAGUCACCAAGAAAACAAUUGGUAACACACUACGCCGUGAAGGACUGAAAUCCUGCAGCGACGGCAAGGUCCCCCUGCUCAAGAAAGCACAUGUACAGGCCCGUCUGAAGUUUGCCAAUGAACAUCUGAAUGAUUCAGAGGAGAACUGGGUGAAAGUGUUGUGGUCAGAUGAGACCAAAAUCGAGCUCUUUGGCAUCAACUCAACUCGCCGUGUUUGGAGGAGGAGGAAUGCUGCCUAUGACCCCAAGAACACCAUCCCCACCGUCAAACAUGGAGGUGGAAACAUUAUGCUUUGGGGGUGUUUUUCUGCUAAAGGGACAAGACAACUUCACAGAAUCAAAGGGACGAUGGACGGGGCCAUGUACCGUCAAAUCUUGGGUGAGUACCUCCUUCCCUCUGCCAGGGCAUUGAAAAUGGGUCGUGGAUGGGUAUUCCAGCAUGACAAUGACCCAAAACACACGGCCAAGGCAACAAAGGAGUGGCUCAAGAAUAAGCACAUUAAGGUCCUGGAGUGGCCUAGCCAGUCUCCAGACCUUAAUCCCAUAGAAAAUCUGUGGAGGGAGCUGAAGGUUCGAGUUGCCAAACGUCAGCCUUGAAACCUUAAUGACUUGGAGAAGAUCUGCAAAGAGGAGUGGGACAAAAUCCCUCCUGAGAUGUGUGCAAACCUGGUGGCCAACUACAAGAAACGUCUGACCUCUGUGAUUGCCAACAAGGGUUUUGCCACCAAGUUCUAAGUCAUGUUUUGCAGAGGGGUCAAAUACUUAUUUCCCUCAUUAAAAUGCAAAUCAAUUUAUAACAUUUUUUACAUGCGUUUUUCUGGAUUUUUUGUUGUUAUUCUGUCUCUCACUGUUCAAAUAAACCUACCAUUAAAAUUAUAGAUUGAUAAUUUAUUUGUCAAUGGGCAAACGUACAAAAUCAGCAGGGGAUCAAAUACUUUUUUCCCUCACUGUAUCAUAUGUUAUAGGUGUUCCCUUCAUAAACGAGUGUUGAACAUGUCACUCAGCACAACCCAAAAGAUAGGUAGGCCUAAGUAUCUAUACUGUUCAUUACAGUUGGUGAGUCCAUCAAUUAUACAGUCCAUAGAUAUUCCUCUGCACAAUAAAGACAGUACAUCAUGAUUCAGGUUCAUUCUAGGCCUAUCCGGGACACUAUAUAUUAAAAAGACAUUCAAUACCCUCCCCACUUGAAUAAAUCCUGUCUGGUAUGUGCUAGUCAUAGGGUCUGAUUCUUCAUGGUGACGGAAAGCUCUGGAAAUUGCAGCUGAAUUAUUUUAGGCAAUUUACAAUGUUGGCACCGAACGAUCUUAUUCAAUAGUAUCUGCGAGGACACUGGAGACCUGAGAGUGUUUGCUCUUGUGUCAUCACAUCGUAUUCAAAACAGAUUAUUACAGUGAAAGUCGAGAUGUAUCAGGAGUAAAUCACUAUGUCUUGUCUUGAAAAAUAAUACUCUGAUUUGUAAUUAAUAUCAAUAAUAACUCAAGUAUUUGUAUGUUGUUUAAUAAACAGUAAAUCAAAAAUAGUUACGUCAAUGAGUUAUAUGAGGUAUAAUGUGUUUACAGUCAUGAACUUUCCCUAAGAGGGUUCACUGCCACUGUCAUUGAUAUACAGUACUGUAAUCUUAUGUUUUCUUACUCUGUGAGGUUCCCUACUGUACAGUGAAGCGAGGACCCAGUCCUUUCAGUGCUUGGGAUGGAACCCUAGUAGUCCAGUGCACUCAUGGGCUUCCUCCUCCCUAUGCACAUGUAAAUCUGACCUUAUCAGCUUUCAAAGGCUUUCCAGGCCAAUGUUUGUCUUGAAAAGAUCUCUCCAAACGGCCUGAUCAGCCGCUCCAUAAUGAGAGAGAGAGAGAGAGAGAGAGAGAGAGAGAGAGAGAGAGAGAGAAACGGCUAAUUAUCCUUUUACACUUAAAGAGAGAAAUCCUUUUAGUGAGAGCAGACAGAGGAUUCCUUUGAUACCUGGGCCGGAGCAAGCCUAAAUACCAAAGCAAGGGGACGUGUGAGAUGUAACUGUACUACAGGGGGAGUCCUUCCUCCCAUUGUCAACGCUCUAACCUCUGUUCUGUUCUGGAGAGGAGCCUUCCUUUUUGCGUCGGCUCCCCAUAGAAAGCCAGGAAAGGUAAAACCCAGAUGGAUAGACUUCCUGUCUUGUCUGAGGACGGCCAAUUCAUUUCCAUUGGCAUUUGUUCCUUCUGAUAAAAAGCAAAUAACCCAGCAGAUCGGAUGACGGCGGUGGACAAGAUGCGAAUGGGAGGGUGGGACUUACAAGGGCAUUAGUCUUAGCGGCAUGAGCUUGUGAAAUCGACCAUGUCUGGUAGUGCGGAACUUCUUUUUCCAGGUGAUUUUGGGACAAACUUUACCGCAUUCUGGGGCUCAAAGUUGCCUUUCAUUCUCCAGAGACCAAUACCAGUGUUGCCAUUGUAUUCAGACUGGGGCAAUGAGUUCACAUGGCAACUGCACUCUAAUGACUAUUACUCUAUACUUAACCUAUUAUAAUAUAAUAUAAUAAUAUGCCAUUUAGCAGACGCUUUUAUCCAAAGCGACUUACAGUCAUGCGUGCAUAAAUUUUUGUGUAUGGGUGGUCCCGGGGAUCGAACCCACUACCUUGACAUUACAAGCGCCGUGCUCUACCAGCUGAGCUACAGAGGAAAUUGCUAUCUGUAUUGUGCUGGAGACGGUUUUCAUUCAUUAAAAGCUGGUUUUGUUGAAAAAGGGCCAUAACAUUUUCACACAACAUCAGACAUGCAAUUGGAUUUAUUACUAAGUUAUAAUGCUAACUGUACUUUACGAUUGUAUCUGCUGCUGAAAAUGAUAACUGUUAUUUGAUUUUGUUUCGUAUGUAAUGUAUUUUGUGUGUGACUCUCUUUAUAAUUAUGAAAAAAUAUAUGUGGCAUGUGUGAAUCAAAAGCCUGCUUAUACUAUCCUUAGGGCAGUAAGGGCCUGAGGCCUUCUCCAUAACUCUCGUGACUACAUAAGCUACCCUGAGACUACAAAGUCUGCAUUGCAAGAUGACAUCCUACUUCCACGUCCACUGCACUUAAAAGGUAGUAUAAGCUAUGUAGAGAGUUUGAAGAGGAGUAAGAUCUGCCUGUGCCAAGCUAAGCCUGUUGUUAAGUUUGAUAGAAUCUUGGUUCAGUCUAUCAAGCCCAUCUACGGAAACUAGCGCCUUAGGAUUAUGUUCGAAUGAAACAGACCCUUGUAACCUUAUUUCACCAACUUUUUGGACCAAAAUCAGACAGUUUAUCCUGACCUUCCCCUAGUCCGGGUUUGCGUUACUUGUUUAAUUGGUUUAACAUUUCAGUCCAGGAUCCUUAUUUGGGACCAGGGAAUUCCUCCUACCGAGAUGCUGCCGGCCACUAACCUAAAGUGCAGGAAAGUACACACGUUUCUCAGAAGAAGUAGUGUAGUGUAAUCCUGGCCAGGUAGUCUGGUCUGGACAAGAGGCUGUUCAAAGCUUCCCAUCAUCAGGGUUACGUCCUAAAUGGCACCCUAUUCCUUAUUUAGUGCACUACUUUAUUGGCUCUGGUCAAAAGUAGUGCACUAAAUAGGGAAUAGAGUGCUAUUUGGGAUGCAGUUCUAACAAUCAUUCCACUAUGACUUCGCUACUUGGCACAGGUUCCCAACACCCCCUCAGACAGCCACUGUAGCGUAGAGGCUGAACUUUAAAGGGACUGUAGCGCAGCGUCUCCUUCAGAUUAAAGAACACACACAGAAAAGAGAGGGGAAUAUGAAGUUAGAAAUACCCCAUGUAACAAAAGGUUUCUGUGAUAUUUAGGUGUGCCUUUUGGGGGAAUGAGAGAUUCCUUUGAGAGAAAGUAUGUAGUUAGGAGACAUAUGAAUCCUUACAUUAAGUCACACAAUGAAAUCCAAUAGGUAUGACACCGUUUUUUCUUCUUUCACAGGUUGUCCACAGUAAGCAGGCCACUCCUCCUUCCAUCCCCAAUGGGCUUUGGGAAAGGUAUAAAGGCACCACCACCACCUUCUGCGUCAGGACCAGUGGAAGUGUAAUACUGACACCUUUACGGUACAAUUCAGGAUCCAGACUCUAUCCUCAAGGCAUGUUGACCAGGUAAGUCUAUUAUCAGUAUUAUGACCAUGUUUGAGGGUUAUUAAGCGUAUUUGAUUAUUUUUUUAACGCGUUGUACUUCUUUUUGAUGCCACUAAACCUUUAUAAUGAUUUUAAAAUUAAAAAAAAAAAUGUUUUAAGGUCCCAGGGUUUUUCAAUAGAAAGUGGAUUGAAAAUGCAACAUUAAGAUGAUUAAAUGCCACAUUAAGAUGAUACAUUGAUUAAAGAAACAGGUCUGCUCUCAGGUCAAUGGGAAAAGGUUGUGGACAAUUUCAGAAGUCCUUCGGGUGGAACUUCAACUGAAAUAUUCCUAAAACAGCCAGCUGACUAGAAGGAUUUGGAGUCUGAUUGGAAAUUGGAAUUCAGAAUAACAGAUGAUCUUGAAAUAACAGAGACAGGCAUGCAGUAUCAAAGUGACAGUCUAAAACAGAGAAGGUGGCUGUGUCAAGGCCAGUGCUCUGCACUUAACCCUCAUUUGCUCCAGGGGCGACGUACCACUAUAGCUGGCCCUGUAAAUCAACACAUUUCACUGCACCAUUCGGGUGUAUGUAACAAUAAAAAAACAUUUAAAUUACUAUCUAGUCUGCAAUUAGCAGAGCACAUUGGUUUUAAAUUCCUCUUUUGAAUUUCUGUUUCCAGGAAUUUUCUCAUCCUCUGCUCUCUGGCAGCUGUGCUAGUACAAGCUGACCUCGAUACUAAUAGCAGUAAGUGUUGGCACUAUGACUGAAUACAGAAACACAGCUGCUGAAUCAAACAGUAUGUACAGUAACAUUAGCAGAAAGUAGUUAUUAACUUUUAUUAAUUAGCAAUUUACAGUAUCUUAUGUGUGUCUCUGUGUGAUACUUUCAGAUCAUGCUGCCCAAGCCAUGUUCACAGGUAAUCACAGAAGUCUGAGAGACGUUCUGCUUUUGCUGAACUCCUAUGUUGACCUUCAUGCAACUUUAAAAUCAUUCCAUUAAUAGCCCAUAUAAAGAAAGAGCCAUUGCUAUCUGAUUCUGAACCAGCCUUUUCUCACAAACAGAUAAGGACUCAACCUCGGACGAAGCACCAACUGGUGAGAGCAGCAUCACCUCAUUGGCUGAAUCUUUACAACCAAUGCUCAAUAAGCCUAUAGUUUUACCUAUAAUCUGUGGUCCUAUACACCCAUUCAUAAUGGUAAUCUCUGCUUCUUCCACAGAGAGCAUGAAUGCCAUCUCCUCGGACCAGCCUAAUAGUGAGCACGGUAGGGAGGGGAGGGGUGUGUUGUCCUACCUAUGGGAGAGGGGAAGCUCCAGGCAUGGUUCUGACCAUGGAAGGGAGUGUGCAAGUACACACUUCGGGAAGAGAGUGGAUGAUUGGGAUGCAGCCUAUCAUCCUCACUAAAUAUGGGUGGGUCUUGUAGUCUUGACUAGCCCAGGUCAGAUGGUUGUUUGUCGGCUGAGUCACAGACCCCACCCCUUGUGACACGAGACUGGGCAUACUUGCUUGUAAACCCAGGAAGGUUGAGAUUGGUCAAAUAAAUCAAUUUUCUCAAGAGAGCGGAAGUACAAUAGUGGUGUAACUAUGUCGACUUGUGUGUCAGGCAUAAACAGGUAAACCAUGCCUUCUGAAAGUUACGUUUUUCUUUAUUUGUUGUUGUUAAAAUUAGCUGAAAUAACAUGUUUUAUCUACAAAAAUCUAUGCCAAAGACAUGAUGGUUAAAUGACUAGUUCUACAACAUGCUGCCUGUCACCUUUGUGAUAGCCUGCUCUUGGGAUAAAGUGAGGUUUUGUUCUGUGCAUGGAUGUUGUGGAGUGUUCCUGAGAAGAACAGAGAGAUAUCACUGCCUCUCAGUGUAGAUCACAGGCACAAAUAUUUUUUUAAACUGGAAGUGACCCAUGGGAAGGGCUAUACAGACCGACUAGCCAAAAUCAAAAACUGAUUCUUAACCCUAACCAACCCCUUAACCCUGUCCCUAACCCUAACCUUAACCAAUUCGGAAAUUACAUGUCGGUUUGUAUGUCAGGAAAGUCUGUCUAGCCCUUUCAGUGACUCAGAACCAACCAAAGCAGAGGAGAAAUACUGGAACCUUUAGUCUUACACCGCCAUCUAGUGGUAAUUCUUGUAUCCUGCAACAUUUCCUCAGUAUAGUGAAGCUUGCUGGCAGACAGUAACAUUUGUUACAUAAAUGUUGAAGCAAAGCAAUAUAGUUAUACUGUUUUUUGAUUAUGCAAUUUUUUUGCAAUUUCUUUAUAGAUAAGCCACAGUAUUACAAUGGAGGGACUGCUGGUAAGGGCUUUUAAUUAUCUGGUGUAGUAUAAUUGCAGAUUAGCAAAUACCACAACAUUAAACACAAUGAAAUGUGAUGUCUUUGAAAUGAACAAAACAUUAGACCGAAAACGUAUGCCUUGCUCUGUAACAUGUCAACAUGUCUCAUCUUAGAUGUAAGCAGCACAAGUGUGGAGGUUGGACAAGAUGGUGAGUUUACGUCAUUCUGUAUUCACAAUAAAACUACUGAAUGAAUACUGGUAAACAAAAAUUAUCAAUGAAGGAAUAAACCUAAUUGUGUGGAUAUCUAAAGUAUCUGUUUAUAAUUUGUUUCCCAACAGCUUCUAAACCUAACGGGGUGACUGGACCUGGUAGGUGUCCCUUUGUUAUGUGAAGGAAUAUAACCCGUAUAUCGGAUCCAUUUAGUCACAAAUGUAUGGCUAUGAGAAAAUAAUAAUAAUAUGAAUGUGUUUCAAUUCCUUCAUGUGAUUGCUUCUUUUUCCAAUAGGUGGCGCAGCAAACAGUGUUGAGGACCGGGAUGGUAAAAUAAUAUAAUCAAACACAAACACACACGCACACACCUUGUCAACACAAAGCACAAAUAUCUCAGUCGUAACAUUCUAGAUAUUAAAAGUGGAUUUUAAAAAAAUGCAUGACAAAACCAGUCAAAUGUGUGUAAAGUUCCACAAUUAAGUUUCACAUUGCCUAAUUUUCAGAGGAUGAGAGCUCAGAUGAAGGUGUGAAAAAAAGAAUUCCUCCUCCUCCUCCUCCUCCUCCUCCUGCUCCACAGCAAAAGUCACGAAAGUUAGUUGGGCCAGCAGGUGGGAACAGGAGAAAGGCAGCACCACCAAAGCAGAAGAGGAGAUCACCGCCCUCUCGCCGUCAACCCUGA